CGAAGUUGGGGCGUUAUGCUCAAAUUCUCAGGAUUCAGGGAACAUUCAACAGGGGCGGAAAUCUGGGCGGAAAUGAGCCCUCCGAGAAAAGCCGGGGCGAAGGAGGCCGCCAAAGCCUCGCUGUGUCAAACUGCUAUGGGAGAGGUCACAGUAUAUAUGCGAGGAGGUUCGGACAAGAGGGACACUAGAGCGUAGAGAACCCGGUAGUCGAUCCCACCGCCCGUCCGCUCAUCGUGAUCUACAGUGGUGUUGAACCAUGGACCGAUACAGCAGCCACCUGCAAGCCUCCGAUAGCGAAUAUAGCAACCCACGGGCAAGCUAUGCUUCAGCAACUUUAGAGGACGACCACGACUCGGUUGCCAACACUUUAAACAACGAGCCGUACCACCUGCAGCGCCCUUAUGUACAUUCUACGGCUCCCGGGCUGCAGUACACCCCGUCCGAUGCAUUUAUAGACAAUGCGUCGAUAGACCACACGAUAACCCCAGCGGAGACCACACCUCCGCGUCCAUACGGGGCCCUGCCGGAUUAUGGGAGACUGCAUGCAGACGGGCAGGGCUCCAGCUCCAUCAGAAGACGAGUCGGAACCGUUGUGAAUCGACGAACGAAGACCAUCAAGCUGUCGUCGCAGGGCAACUUUGUCGUGAAGCAAAAGGUUCCGCAAGAGAUCAGAUCUAAGGGAGCCUACGAGAAGGGCGAAGAGUUUGAAAGCCUUCGCUACACUGCAGCCACUGUGGAUCCAGAUGAAUUUGUCGAUCGAGGAUACAAUUUAAGAGCCAGCAACUACGCGAGACAAAUCGAAAUUGCGGUCGUUGUUACAAUGUAUAACGAAGACGAAGAGGGCUUCAACCGCACGAUGUUUGCUCUGGCGGAGAACAUUCGCUACCUGUGUAGAAAGGAGAAGAAUGGUUGGGAUGCAGAUGGAUGGCAGAAGGUUGCCAUCGUCAUCGUCUCGGAUGGCCGGUCAAAGAUCCACCCGAAUGUCCUCAAAGUUCUCGAAGUCAUGGGAGUAUACCAGGAAGGCUUGACGCAAGCCGCUGUCAGUGGCCAUGAAACAACAGCACACAUCUUCGAGUAUUCUCCACAAACUUUCCUGGACCCGAAAAUGCAACUAUGGGGCGCCCGGGAAGGGAUGCCUCCUAUGCAGACGAUCUUCUGUCUAAAGGAGAAGAACGCAAAGAAGAUAAACUCCCAUCGCUGGUUCUUCCGUGCGUUUUGUAACAUUCUCAAUCCUCGCGUCUGUGUGAUGAUUGAUGUCGGGACAAGGCCUACGCCAAAUUCCCUGUACUCCCUGUGGAAGACGUUCUCGCGCAACCCACAGAUUGCUGGAGCCUGUGGAGAGAUUCGCAGUGAUAUGGGAGAGGGCCUCCCCUACUUCAAGAACCUCGUCAAUCCUCUAGUGGCCAGCCAGAACUUCGAGUACAAGAUCAGUAACAUCCUGGACAAAUCUCUCGAGUCCGCGUUUGGGUACAUCACAGUUCUCCCUGGAGCUUUCUCGGCUUACCGAUGGACAGCCCUGCAAGACAUCGGUCCCGGAUCUGGUCCGCUGUCGAAGUACUUCGAGGGUGAAGCAAGGAAUGGUGUUGUUGCAGAUAGUUCUAUCUUCUCCGCCAAUCUUUACUUGGCCGAAGAUCGUAUCCUGUGCUUCGAACUCGUCGCAAAGAAAGGAUCGAAUUGGGUCCUGCACUAUGACUCGCGCGCAAAGGCUGACACUGAUGUGCCGAACACGAUUCCGGAGUUCCUGUCCCAGAGGAGACGAUGGCUGAACGGCAGUCUGUUUGCAGGGUUCUAUGCGCUCAUGAAUCUUCCGCGGGUGUGGGGAAGCAAGCAUAGCUUGUUCCGAAAGCUGGGUUUCACUAUGCAGUGGAUGUAUAAUGUGGUCAAUCAGCUCUUUUCUUGGUUCAUUCUCGGGAACUUCGCCAUCACAUUCUUCUUCCUCUUCUCGGAACUUGAACAAAUCCUCGCCUCUCCCGACCCAACCACCGACAGCUCGGCCGAAGUCCGUAACAAAAUCGUCAGCGUGGUCAUCAACAUCGCUCGCUUCUCCUACCCCGUCGUCCUCGUCUGCCUCUUCAUCAUCUCCUUCGGUAACCGCCCGCAAGCCUUCCGCCUGACCUAUAAAGCCGUCAUGCUAGGUUUCGGUGUCAUCGGCGCCACCAUGAUCUCACUACUUGUCCGUCGCUUUGUCAUGACCCUCCACUUCUUCCAGCGGAUGCCGACCAUCAACUACACCGAGAUGAUGAAACCGGUGGUUAACCCGUCGACGCUGACGACUAAUGAUGGCAGUCAGAUGUUGGUCAACACGCUGUUGGCGCAAAUGAGCCGGGUCGUGACGAAGGAGCUGGAUAAGGAACUUGCGCGCGCGCGAUGGGAGAACCUUGUGUAUUGCGUGACGUUGGGAUCUACUAUCGGCGUAUACUUCCUGGCUUCGUUUAUGCAUUUGGACUUUGCGCAUAUGUUCACGAGCUUCGUUCAAUAUUUGCUCUUAUUGCCGUCGUACAUCAACGUGCUCACUGUAUUCGCACUGAGCAACCUGCACGAUAUCUCCUGGGGAACAAAAGGGGACACACGCCCAACCGCUCUCCCCGCAGUAACAACCAGCAAAUCCGCCGAAGGCGUGACAAUGGCCACCGUCCAAAUCUCCACAUCCCAACAAGAGCUCUCCGACCACUACGGCGAAACCCUCGCUGAGCUCCGAACCUUCCAACACCAAGACCCCUCCCAAAAGGGCCCCAAAACAGCCCUCGACCAAGAAGACUCGUACAAGUCCUUCCGAACCACAAUGAUGCUGCUCUACCUCGGCACCAACGCCGUGUUGUUUGCUGUCGGCACUACGCAGGUCACCGGGGAGGGGUACCUUAACGUCCUGCUUGCCGCGACGGCGGGGCUGUCGGUCGUUAAGCUGAUGGGGAGCGUGUACUUCAUUGUGGCGAAGAAUAUCGCGAAGCUGAGGUGGAAGGUGAAGGAGAGGAAGUUUGCGCAUGGGGUUGACAAGAUGACCCCGAUGGCUUCGGUUAUUGUUGAUCGGCCUUAUGGACACUAAUCCUUCGUUUUGCAACAUAUCUCCCUCUCUCUUGUACACAACCACAUUAACAUUUUCUGUUCGAAUUUUUGUUAACAUGUAAUAUACGAAUCUAUUCGCUGAGCAUCGAAAAAGGGAAUU
Molecule: messenger RNA, 3163 nt
Organism: Fimicolochytrium jonesii
Lineage: Eukaryota; Fungi; Chytridiomycota; Chytridiomycetes; Spizellomycetales; Powellomycetaceae
Product: chitin synthase-domain-containing protein
Exons: 12
Coding region: 257-3043 (928 amino acids)
Cellular component (GO): cell periphery; cell septum
Molecular function (GO): chitin synthase activity
Source: RefSeq, a predicted model, not a curated record